This is a messenger RNA of Aethina tumida (small hive beetle), 1968 nucleotides long. RefSeq lists its product as uncharacterized. Bases 76 to 1779 code for a protein of 567 amino acids. NCBI's taxonomy places the organism in Eukaryota, Metazoa, Arthropoda, Insecta, Coleoptera, Nitidulidae. The transcript is spliced from 3 exons. The record is from RefSeq and is a predicted model, not a curated record.
CGGACAUCGGUAUGAGUUUAUAGUUUUUCCGUUGCGAAGAACUUCACCGAAGCGGUUCUGUGGCUCCCAAUCGACAUGAGGGUCCACCGGAGCCUAGUGAUUACCCUUUGGGUAAUACUACAAGUUACGUGGGCGCAAGGGAAAGCAAUUGAGACUGCGAAACCGAAAACUGCAGAGCAACAGAACAUAAAUAAACGAGUGGGAUACGACUACCCGGUUCCAGCGAGCGGAGGCGGCGACUUAGGUCACAGCGGCUCCGGUUUAGACCAAUCUGGAGGUUUUGGAGGUGGUAGUGCCGCCGGUCACGAUUACGCCGCAAGCGGAGGCGGUGGCGGCGGCAGCGGUGGCGGCCACGAUUUCGGCGCCAGUGCCGGAGGUCACGCUUUCGGUGGUAGUGCCGGAGGAGGAGGCCAUGGUUUUGGAGCUAGUGGAGGAGGAGGCGGAGGCGCCCUCGGAUUGACCGGAGGUCACGAUUUAGGGGCUUUAGCAGGCGGUCACGAUCUGGGAGGAGGUCAUGCCUCCGGUGGCGGAUAUGAUGCUGGACAUGCCGCUGGUGCUGCAGGCCCAGCGUUUGGAGGAACUGCUCCCGGAAUCAACGGUGGGGAGGUGCACGUGUAUGAUGAACACCACGACGUGCACCAUACCGAACAUCAUGUAGUACAUCACGAUGAUCAUCAUGAUCAUCACGAUCAUCACGAUCAUCACGAUCCUGGUUACUGGAAGAAAAAGCUAAUUUGGAAGAAGGGUUGGAAAAAGAUUUGGAAGCCGGCGAAGAAACAAAUUUGGAAACCGGAGUGGAAGAAGUACUGGAAACCAAUUUGGAUACCGACGAAGAAACCGGGAUGGAAAGAAAUUCAAGUGCCGGAUUGGAAAAAGAUUUGGAAGCCAGUAUGGAAACCCAUCCAGGUGCCAGCGUGGAAAGACAUCCAAGUACCAGAUUGGAAGAAGAUCUGGAAACCAGUUUGGAAACAAAUUCAAGUACCAGCAUGGAAGGAAGUGCAAUUACCCGAUUGGAAGCAGAUCUGGAAACCGGUCUGGGUUGAAGUCCAAGUACCCGCAUGGAAAGAAAUCCAAGUGCCGGCUUGGAAGAAACAUUGGAUUCCUGUCUGGGUUAAGGAAGGCAUCCACGGAGAACAUUACUUAGGUAAAGAUCACCACGGAAACGAGUACACAGCCCACGACAUCUGGAAGAAGAAGUUAGUUUGGAAGCCGAUAUGGAAGAAGUACUGGAAACCAGCCAAAAAGCAAGUCUGGAUCCCCGACAAAAAACUGAAAUGGGUGCCAGCCUGGAAACAAAUUUGGAGAACGGAGAAAAAACAAAUCUGGGUCGCCGAUAAGAAGUUGGAGUGGAAAGAGGCGUGGAAACAAGUCUGGAGAACUGAGAAAAAACAAAUCUGGGUUGCCGACAAAAAACUUGAAUGGAAGGAAGCAUGGAAACAGGUCUGGAGGACGGAGAAGAAACAGAUCUGGCUGCCGGAUAAAAAACUCGAAUGGAAAGAGGCGUGGAAGCAGAUCUGGGUGCCGGAUUGGAAACAAAUUUGGGUGCCAGGUUGGAAAAUGAUCUGGAGACCGGUGAUCAUCAACGAAUGGUUCCCGACCCCAGACCACCACGACCACCACCAUCACGGCUGGGAUAGGAAAGAUGACAAGAAAGUUGCGAACGUAGACAGCAACAAAAUUUACAAAAGGAACGCCAACGAAAGUACACUAGCACAAAACACUCAAACCAAAAUUGAGGGACAAGAGAAGACGGGGAGCCUGUCGUUCCCAACUUCGUAGUUCGUUGUGGUUGCGAGAUUAUCAUCCCUGUACCUUUGUAAAUAUUAGGUUUAGUUCAGAUGUAGCUUUAAUGCAUGAUGCGACGACUGAUUUAAGUUUACAUUAACUGUGCGUAUGCAUUUUUUGUUUGCGAUUUGUUGAUUUUUUGUUAAUAAUUUUAUUAAUCUUGUAAAUAUAUUUUAACAAAUA